AGAGAUAAGCGCUUGGCACAAACUCUGGGCCAAUCCCGAAUCCCCGCGCUCCGCACGCUUUGAGCGCGCGCGCCAUGGCCGGUGCGCGCACUUCCGGCCGGAGGCUGGUGACAUCUUGGCGAGGAGGGCUGCCAGCGCUCUUCGCCCUUUCGGCGGGGACCUUCGCGCGCAGCUUCCAGGUGUUCGGGUCCGAGGCACGCUGGAGGAGAGCCAAGGAUGGCUGCACCUUGGUUUCUGCGAAUGUGGCAGGCUGCGUCAAAACACAGGUGAUCGCUCGGCCAGCCGCCGGCUAUGAGUUUGGCCCCCUCUACGCAGUAGACGCGGUGGCUCCGCACGACGCCACGGUGAUUUGGCUCCACGGCCUAGGGGACACCGGGGAGGGCUGGGCGGACGUGGGGCCGCAGCUGCAGCAGAGGCUGCCCUCGGUACGGUUUCUCUUCCCCACGGCUGCGGAGCAGCCUGUGACGGUGAACGGCGGUAUGUGGAUGCCCAGCUGGUUCGACAUCAACUCCCUGAACCCCAACAACUUUCAGCUGAACCCUCCGGGGCUGAAGCAGUCCGCUCGCUACGUGCUCGCCUUGGUGGAGGAGGAAGUGAAGAAGGGGGUGCCUCCAGACCGCGUGGUGCUGGCCGGUUUCUCCCAGGGCGGCGCUGUGGUGCUGGAGGCGGCUCUGAAGGGCGAGGUGAAGACAGUGCUGGUCUUGAGCUCCUUCCUGGGCAGCCGCUGGCCGAGGCAGCUGGAGGACCCCCCGGAGGUCCACUUCUUCCAUGGCGAGGCGGACCCGGUAGUGCCCAUCGACUGGGGUAUGCGCAGCCUGAAGAAGCUGAAGGCGAGCGGGGUGAAGGUCAGCUUCACCUCCUAUGAGGGCAUGCAGCACUCCGCUUGCGCACAGGAGCUAGAAGACAUCGCAGCCGUCCUGAGCUCUGUGCUGGGCUGACGGGCGGACGGGCGGACGGGCUGGCGCCUACCCUGCGCCUACCCUCCUGCCCAGCCCCUUUCGGGAAGCUGUUUGAGCUUGGGCUGUUUGUCCUGGAA
Molecule: messenger RNA, 1036 nt
Organism: Effrenium voratum
Lineage: Eukaryota; Dinophyceae; Suessiales; Symbiodiniaceae
Source: the annotation of a GenBank genome assembly